This is a messenger RNA of Trichobilharzia szidati, 727 nucleotides long. NCBI's taxonomy places the organism in Eukaryota, Metazoa, Platyhelminthes, Trematoda, Strigeidida, Schistosomatidae. The record is from the annotation of a GenBank genome assembly.
UCUGAGCAGAAAUAUGAUGCUCUCAAUGCAAUUUAUUCUUCUCUCAGUAAUUCCACUGGCUCUGGCUAGUCGAGAUGCAUAUCAGGAGAAAAUAUUCCAAAUGCACAAUGAAUAUCGUAAACAGAUACUGGAGUGUAAAGUGGACGGACAACCAGCAGCUAAGAGAAUGCCUCCUCUCAUAUGGGAUGAAGAACUGGCUAGUCAAGCGGAAGCAUUAUCUAAGUCUUGUACAUUUACUAACAAUAAUCCUACAAGCAGAAAAUAUAAUCCAGUUGGACAGAAUAUUGCUAGUUGUGGAACUGUCGAAGAUGUUAUGAAAAGAUGGUUUGGUCAACAGAUUUGGUAUAAUUUUACAGAGCAUAAGUGCAGUCCGUACAGACGAUGCAGACAGUACAUGCAGAUGGUUUUCGAAAAUACUACACAUAUUGGAUGUGCAGUCACAGAAUGUCCAUUCGAUGAAAAAUAUUCACACGCCUUGUUCAUAGUUUGUAACUAUGGUCCAGGGGCGAAAUUUUAUGUAAGACCAUAUGAAGCCAAGAAUAUAAAAGAAGUAUGUCCAUUGAAAGGGACUACAGUAGCUGCUCAACCGGAGCAUGGACAGCCACAGCCUAUGAAAUAUAAGAACAGAAAUAAACCAAGAAGGAAUAAAUACUAAUUAAUAAUUCAAUAUAAAAUCUGUGUUACCCAAUACAUGCAAACUUUUUCAAAUAUAAUGACUUUUAUAUUC